AUGGUCGGGGAAGAGAAGAGGCAUCAAAUGAUGCAGAAUUUGUUCGGCGACCAGUCGGAAGAAGAGGAAGAGGAGGUCGAAUCCGAGCACGAGUCCAAUCGUCGGCCUGAUUAUGCUUCUGAUGAAGGGGAUGGAGCACGAGAACCAGAAGAUGAAGGUGAGGGAGAAGUAGCAAUUGAAGAUGAGGGUGAACCUCAGGACCUGCAUCAUAUACAUGGGGAGAGUGAGGGUGAGAGAGAUCACAGUCCUCAAGAAGUUGAAUUUGGGGAUCAGAAGGAAGAAAGUGAAGGAAGGUACUUGGAAAGUGAUGAAGAGGAGCAUGAUCAACAAGUUGUAACAAGCAGAGGGCAUGAUGAAGCUAUAAGUGAAUCAGAAGGUUCUGGGGAGAGCAAUUAUGCUGCUGAUGAGAACGACGAAGUUAAUCAUGCUAGGAGUCCCAGGUCUAAAUCGCCUGCCCAAGAAAAUGAUGAAGAUCAAUAUUUGAACUCAGCUCCAGAGAUUCGUGAUGUUUUUGGGGAUUCUGAGGAUGAAGAACAAGCUGCAUAUGAAACUCAUAAUGAGAUUGAAGAAGAUGAAAAUCAAUCACCCGUCAAUGAAGACAUGAAUUAUGAGAAAGAACUGAGGCCGGAGGAUAUUAUUCCUGAUGAAGAUGCUCCAUAUUACUCUGAAGAAGAUCAGACAGUAGCUAAGCCUAAGGAGAAACCAGUUGGUCCCCCAUUGGAGUUGGAAGUUCCGCUGCAGCCACCUCCAGCUGAAUCUGAAAAGAUGAACAUGAUCAAAGUUUCUAAUAUAAUGGGCAUAGAUCGUAAACCUUUCGACCCCAACAAGUACGUGGAUAAGGAUGUUUAUGUGCCUGACGAAUCUGGAUCAAAAAAGCGAAUACGGCUGGACAACAAUGUUGUUAGGUGGAGGAAGGUUAAAAACCCAAACGGCACAACAUCUGUUCAGAGCAAUGCUCGCUUCGUGGAGUGGUCAGAUGGAAGCCUGCAGUUACUUAUUGGAAAUGAAGUGCUUGAUAUAUCUAAGCAAGAUGCUCAACAUGAACAAACACACCUUUUUUUAAGUCAUGGCAAGGGUAUUCUCCAAUCUCAGGGGCGGAUAUUAACGAAAAUGAGGUUUAUGCCCUCCUCGUUGCUCUCAAAUUCUCAUCGUUUACUAACUGCCCUUGUUGACUCGCGUCACAAAAAGGUUUACAAAGUCAAGAACUGCAUCACUGAGAUCGACCCCGAGAUGGAGAAAGAUAAAAGAGAGAAGGCUGUUAAUCAAUCAAUUAAAGCUAAUGAACUUCUUAGCCGUAAGAAGGAGAAGGUAAACCGUAAGUAUACGCAACCUAUCCGCCGGGAGCGUCAGCUUUCGCCUGGUUUUCUAGAGGAUGCUCUUGACGAGGACGAUGAACAAGAUUAUUAUGAUUCUCGUCGGUCUUCUGGUCGCCGCCGCUUUGAGGAAGACUUAGAAAGGGAAGCUCGAGCUGAGAGGCGCAUGAUGAAUGCAAAGAAGGCACGUCCUAACUACAUCACUUCCUUCGGACAUGGCCCUAAAGAUGUCCAUCGCAAGGUAUCCCAUCCUGCAGCCAAAUCAUCACGACGGCCCGUAGAAUUCUCAGAAAGUGAGAAGGAGGAAUCCGAGUACGAAACUGAAGGGGAAGAAGAUGAGAAUUCCCCACCACAUCGGGGUGCUGUGGAAGCCGAAGAAGAUUACGCUGAAGAAGAUGAAGAACAUGAAAGAGGGGAAGAGGAAGAGACCUAUGCAGAAACAGAUGAAGAGGCUGAGGAACCGAAGCAGAGUGCCAGGGAUUCGCGAGGCAGCCUCAAAAGGAAGAACAUUGAGUCAGAUGAGGACUCUCCUCCAAGGAAAGUUACAACUCAUCGGCGGAUGAAAAUGGUUUACGAGAGUGACGAUGAAUAA
This is a messenger RNA of Striga hermonthica, 1905 nucleotides long. NCBI's taxonomy places the organism in Eukaryota, Viridiplantae, Streptophyta, Magnoliopsida, Lamiales, Orobanchaceae. The record is from the annotation of a GenBank genome assembly.